Bursaphelenchus xylophilus (pine wood nematode) is the source of this 4510-nucleotide messenger RNA. The record is from the annotation of a GenBank genome assembly. Lineage: Eukaryota; Metazoa; Nematoda; Chromadorea; Rhabditida; Aphelenchoididae.
AUGAGCACUAUUAACCUUACUUCCACAGAAAUAAUUGUGCCAUACGAUGAAUUGGGUGUUAUAUCCCUUCUAUUGCGUUUCAAUUUUAUCGUUACCUCUUUCGCCGGCGGAAUCCUCACCACACUUCUCUGUUUCCUCGUGAUUUGCAAAACCGAAGGGACCCUACGGAAUUACCGAAGCAUAUUGCUAAUUUGCUCAUUCAACGACAUCUUCUACUGGGCGUUGGACAAUGCGUUAGCGCCAAAGUUGAAGCAGACUGAUGGAGUCUUCAUGAUCAAGAUUGAAGGCCCCGCAAGAUAUUUUAGCCACGACGUUCGCCUCAUACUUGUUUCAAUUUACAUUUUUGCGGUUUGUGUGAUAUGCAGCCAAUUGCCAGCCCAAAUGUAUUUUAGGUAUCAUUGUUUAACCAGGUGGGCGGAAAGACGUCUCAUUGAUUUUAAUUCUAUAUUUCUUCAGACCGCGCCCAUUGACAACCGCCAAAACAGUUGGACUGUUCUUGUUGUCGCUAGUUGUUGCUUCGCCCAACUACUACUUCGUCUACAUGACGCUAAGCUCGGUGGAUGCGCUACGGAAGAAAGUGGAUUACAACGCAUUGUGGUAUAAAGAGCUGCCUGCUCCUGAUGUGUUUUUCAGCGAUGCGGUAAGCAUAUUUAUCCUUGCUGCUCUAAUCUUGAAUUGUCUAUUCCGUAAUUCGUUGCAUUUCAUUUUCUGAUUUGAGCCCUGACUUUGAGUUGGCGUACACUUACGGGCCACAGGAAAAAAACACGGCGAUUUAGGUACACUCUUGGAAAUUAGCCGACGUUUGUGGGCAACCGAUUUUUUGUCCAUGUGUGAAGCUAUCAAGGCGAAAAUUGGUAUGAAGUUGCGGCCCGCAGUACUUUAGUCACCCAUGGUUUUGGGAUAAUAUGAUUUUUCUUACGUAUCGUUAAGUGUCGGCUGAUUUCCGAACGUGUACACAAAAUCACCGCGAAACAGAAGACCAGUAUUGUGUUCACGCCCAAAUUUGACCUUGGUCCAAAAGGAGUGUUGGAAUUUCGCAAAAUGAGAUUUUUUUUACUGUAAGAAGUAAAAUACAUAAUUCCGAGAAGAAUAUUUGUCACAAAGAAGCCCCACGAAAAAAUCUUUUGUGACAUUUCGUUGGAUCACAAUGCGUCAAAGUGGGCGACUCAAGUAGCCAGGAAACACGUCAGCACGCCACGAAAAACGUAAGGCAAAAUUGGAAAUAGAGAUUUCGAGCUGCGCCCAAUAUUUUUAAUCUUUUUUGAGCGCAUGAAUAUUGUGGUAGAUAUUAUUGUAACUCUGAGAGUUGGAAUAAUUUAGAGAUGAAUAAUAUGUCAAAAAUUACGUUUUUGUCAGUUUCAAGUGUUGAAUAUAAUGGAUGAGUUCAUGGAGGCCAGCCCAUUGCGCUCUGACACAAAAAUGAUUCUCCAGCUAUUGAUGUGUCUAUAGAAAAGGUAAGAUUUCUCUUUUUGCAUCCGGUUUAGGAACAACGUAGCCAAUUCAUUUGUGUGAAACAUCCUAGCGGAUGUUUUAAAGAAGAAAUUUGGAAAUUUCGUAGUUGAAAAAGGUCACUUCCUAGUUCAUUAAUGCAUCAUUUUGCAGUAUCUGAUGGUGUCUCCAGAAAAUGUAAGUUUUCUCUUUUUUCAUCCGGUUUAGGGACAAAGGAGUUGAUCUGUUUUGUGCGAAACAUACCAGCGGACGUUGUAAAGAAGAAAUCUGGAAAUUUGACAAUAGUAAAAGGGCACUUGUCGAUAGAUUAUAUACAUCAUUUUGCAUCAGCUGAUAGUGUCCCAGAAAAUGUGAGAUUUCUCUUUUUGCAUCCGGAUUAGGAUCAAAUUAGCCAAUCCUUUUGUGUAAAAUGUCCUUGCGCACGUUAUAAAGAAGAAAUCUCGAAAUUUGACAAUGGAAAAAUGGCACUUGUCAAUGGAUAAUUGCAUCAUUUUGCAGGAACUGAUGGAGAAAUGCGAGAAAGGGCUGGAGAAGGCGUGAGGAAAGCUGGAUCAAAGGAAGCAGACGACGUUCAGAACAUUUCAAGGUAAGUUUAUGACGUUGCCUUUUUGAUUUUUUUGUUUUUCUAGGCCAUUGAGCUAACAAUUUUCUCUGGUGUUACCUAAAAUAAUAUAAUUGAUAUUUCAGUCGGUCCAUGCUGAAGUAGAAUGUGAAGGCCAGCAUAACGUACCAAAGGGUGUGGAGAUGGAAUUCCGAGUUCAGAUUGCAUCCGGCAAAUUCGAUGGAUUGUCGAAAACUUAUGUAAUUUUAAUUAUUCUUGUUGGUUUGAUAUUUAGGUGGAAAUAAAGAAGAUUUGAUGAAUUUCAAAUUAGUAGGGGUGUUUUGUAGCAAUAUCAAAGCCCUGCUAGUCUUGUUUACCCCCGGAAAGCUCGAAUUCGGUCAGAUUCGUCGAUUCUGAUCCAAUUUUGCCUAAUGCAAUAUAAUUUCUUUUCUCUUCUUCGAUCAAUCUGAGAAGUUCGGGUUGCACCUCCUCGAUGCUUUCUCGUUGGUUUCACACGUAAAUUGUUGUUUUAUUAGAACUUUGGGAUCAUUUUUAUUAUUUAUUUGUAAAGGUUUCAGCGUAUGAAAUGUCGAAAACAUUUUUCCGCGAAUUUCUCUAUUUCCACUUUUUUCGUGGCGUGCGUCAGGGGCCUGUUUCACGAACGCAAAAUAAAGAAAAUAGAAAUAUGAGUGAGCGAGGGAACAGAGGAAAUGCAUGCGAAACGGGAGAGACGGCAGGAAAAUGAGGAUUGCGCCAAUUCUCAAUCGGAGUGACUUUUUACGUCCAAAAUUACGGGUUGGCGGUAGUAUUUGAGCCAUAACUUUCCUCUACUUGGGCCUACAAGCACCCUCCAAAAAUUCAAAUAAUGCUGAGACUUCGUGCUAUGUAGAUCUAUAAAAAUUUUUGCUCUACCGCCAAUGACAAAGUUACCAUAGGCGUUGUAGUGUUGAAUUCUUCUACUUUAUAACGGUAAAAGGCCUUUUUUCGCGUUAAUUGAAACAGUAAAAAAUUCUAAUUUAUGUCAGUCGAUAGACAAUUUAAUUCUCUACAAAACAUUUUUAGAGGGCCAACUGUAAGUAAUUUUUUGGCUGAGUAAUAACUGAUUUACUUUGACAAUCCCUCGAUUUUCAUCACAAAAAAUCUUUCGAAAGAGCCCUCAAAUCAAAACAAGAGAGAAGUUUUACGGUAAAAAAUGGGAUGCGGCUGGACUAGAUCACCCAUAACUUUAUCAGUUGGUGAGAUAUAGACGCCCCUCUAAAAAAAUGAGGUAGCCAAGACAAUUUUCUUUACAAUUAUAUAAAAUUUUAUACUAAUAUUUUAUUAUUUGGAACAAAAACCUAUUUUUAUUCUGAAAAAAUGGAAAAAUGUUGCAAACUGCUGCACUACUAUAAAUUUGUUCGUGCCGUAGAUCGCCAAACAUCCUAAAAAAUUGCAUUACUGUAAACCGCGGACUCAGGUCUACAUGAUUUUUUUUAAAUGGUGUCGAUCCGACAAUUUUGGGCGAUGUUAUGAGGGAAUUAAGCUAGAAUUGCAAAAAUUUUAUAGAAAAUAGAAAUAUGCGCAUUACUACUGCUAUUUUCGAGCGAGUUUUUGCAACAAUGCAACGAAACUUGCACACAUGACAGUCCAAACAGUUAGCAUUAUUCGAAAUUUUGAAGGGUGAUUCUACGCCCAUGGAGGGAAAAGUUAUGGCCGAAACACUGCCGCCAACCCUGAUUUUGGACGUAAAAAGUCACUCCGAUUUAGAAGUGGCGAAAUCCUCAUUUUUCUGCCGUCUCUCCCGUUUCACAUGCAUUUCCUUUGUUCCCUCGCUCACUCAUAUUUCUAUUUUCUUUAGAAAUAUGAGUUUUUGCGUUCGUGAAACAGGCCCCAGGUUUCCGUGACUCGUGCCUGAAGCCAACCACUUUACACCGUGGCAAGUCAGGUGCAGAAACUCUUAUUAGAAACGCGAACUUUAGACUUGUUGAUUGACGGAUUAUGAUUAUUUCACUUUGCCCUUCUAUGCUUUCCUAUUUACUUAUUUUCAGCGUUCGUUUUAUCACAUCGUAUACUUUGUGUACGGCGGAUUACUUAUUUCCUUUUCGUAUGCUCUCUCACUCUUUAUUGGCGUGCAAACGUUGAAAAAGACCCGGCGAUUGUACGAUUCUUGUUCCGACAAUACCAAACGGCUUCAAAACCAGCUGAAUAACUACCUCACCGUGCAAGUGAGUCAAUAUCCUUCCAAACAAUGGCUGGAUCUUUUGCUAACUAACCCAUUUUCAGUCUGUGGUACCUUUGGUUGUCUGCAUUACACCGUUAUUAUUUGUCAUCGUGACCGGCUUCUUGUACAUCGACAUAGGCCGGAUUUGCAUGCUAAGCGCCGUUUUCCUAAGCUGGAUGCCGAUUCUAAACUCGCUGAUUACAAUGAUUGUCAUCAUUCCAUACAGAAAAUGGAUUCUACAACGACUCCUUUGCUUCAAAAAGCCGAACGAGGCAUCAGUGGCGUCAUUUACGCAGCAAGAUUUGAGCCAUCAUCGUUAG